Messenger RNA from Hippocampus comes (tiger tail seahorse), 4459 nucleotides. RefSeq names its product mitogen-activated protein kinase 4 (gene mapk4). The transcript is spliced from 11 exons. Gene Ontology annotation, molecular function: MAP kinase activity; ATP binding. The record is from RefSeq and is a predicted model, not a curated record. Lineage: Eukaryota; Metazoa; Chordata; Actinopteri; Syngnathiformes; Syngnathidae. The coding region runs from base 801 to 2885 and encodes 694 amino acids. Gene Ontology annotation, biological process: protein phosphorylation.
GCUAACGAAGCAGUACUUCCCCUUACGAAUACCACACUCUUAAAAAGAACACUAAAAAUGAUUCCUUUAAACAUAAUAGGCCUGUACUGCCGCAUUAUUCAUGAUCUUAACCUCAGGAGGGUUGCUGGUGCCAGUCAUUUUCUUCGAUGCGUUUUCUUUGCACUUGCUAAUUCCGCAGUAACAACCUUUUUUCACCACAGCUCCAUCUGCCGGAUUUGGUGAGUCUUUGCACCACUUAUUUUUUGUAUUUGAGACGUUUAUGUAUUUGCGUGUGUGUGUGUGUGUGUGUGUGUGUACUCGAUGAACCUUGAGAGGCGUUGUAGGCCUUGGGUUUAAGUGAGGUCAUCAUGCCGACAUGCUUGUUGCUGCUGCCGGCACUCCCAGACUUAAGUAGUUGGAAUUGUGGGAAAAGAUGAAACGAGAGACGGCACUUCAUGAGCUGCAGCGUGUGCGUGCGUGCAAACGUACGCUUUUGUGUGGGUCUAUCUUGAUAUAGAUCCCUCCUCUCUCCCUCACUCCCCUCUCUCCAUUCUCCGCGGUCCUCCGGCCGGCCACACAGCGGGGCUCUCGGCUCUGGAGCAGUCUGCUGCCUUAUCUCAUCAUCCGCGGAUCCCCACUUCGGUGCUGCCGACAUGCUGCCAGCUGCCUGCCCUCCAUUCUCCCAUGACGGCGGGCGGGCUGUAUGAUCCUCCGCCGUGGUAACAGAUGCGCUGGCCGACUGAUGUUCCUAGUGGGGCGCUGAAAUCCCCCCCACCCCUCCCUCCGGUUCAGAGUAUAGGCAUCAGGCCAAGUCAUCAAUCAUGGCCAGACAAGACACCUCGCACUUCCACCACGGCUUCGACCUCAGCGCCCACUUUGUCGACAUCAGGCCCCUCGGCGCCGGUGGUACCGGGCUGGUUCUGUCGGCCGUGGACCAGCGCACCGGACGUCGCGUGGCCAUCAAGAAGUUGGCCAUGCGUGACGCCGUCACGGUGAAGCACGCGCUAAGGGAGGUGAAGAUCACCCGCCGGCUGCAUCACGAAAAUGUGGUCCGGGUACAUGAGGUCCUGGCACCCCAUGGACGACCGCCUGUAAGGGACCCAGCCCAGCUUGGCGCCCUAUACGUCAUCCAGGAGUGCAUGGAGACAGAUUUGGCUCGGCUGCUGGAGCAAGGAGCGCUGUCGACAGGUCACGCCACACUGCUCUUCUACCAGCUGCUGCGGGGCCUCAAGUUCAUCCACUCAUCCAACGUGCUGCACAGAGACCUGAAGCCUGCCAACAUCUUCAUCAACACUGACCAACUGCUGCUCAAAAUCGGAGACUUUGGCCUGGCCCGGAUAGUUGACCCCCACUAUUCUCAUAAGGGCUACCUGUCCGAGGGUCUGGUCACCAAGUGGUAUUGUUCUCCUCGUCUGCUGCUGUCCCCGAACAACUACACAAAGGCGAUAGACAUGUGGGCUGCGGGCUGUAUCCUGGCUGAGAUGCUCACUGGACGCAUGCUCUUUGCAGGAGCUCAUGCACUGGAACAGAUGCAGCUGAUUCUUGACACCGUGCCGGUAAUCAGAGACGAGGACAGACAGGACCUGCUGCAGGUGAUGCCUUCAUGUAUUAAUCAUGGCUGGAAAGUCAGGAAGCCGUUUUCCGUGCUGCUGCCUGAAGUGAAUGCAGAAGCUGUGGACUUCCUGGAGCAAAUCCUAACCUUCAACCCCAUGGACCGACUGACGGCCGAGGCGGCGCUCUCCCACCCCUUCCUGCGCCAGUACUCGUGUCCCGAAGAUGAGCCCACCUCGGUGCAGCCCUUCCGCAUUGAAGACGAACUGGAAGACAGCCUGGUCACGGGACACAGUCUCAGCAAUAGUCUGAGCCAGGCCUCCAGUAACCAAUGGGACAGCUUGUCAAACGAUAUGUGCUGGCCGCAGUUUGGUAGGAGCUGUGGAUGCAUGCCUUCCGGUCACAUGACUUCAGAUAUGGAAGACACGACGGAAGAAGAGGAGGUGCAGAGGGACCCCCGAGCCAGCUGCACCUCACUUCUCGAGGAGGCCCAGGUGGACCCGCGUAAAUAUUCCCACAGCAGCUCCGCCGAACGCUUCCUGGAGCACUCCCACUCCUCUCUAGACCGGGCCUGCGGUUUCGGGUUCGGCGACCUCGACUGCGGCCGCUCGUGCGACUACAAGGUGGGCUCGCCGUCCUAUCUGGACCGGAUUGCGUGGCGGGAUGGCAAACCUCAGCACUACUCGGAACCCCGCCUCAUUCUGGAUCUGUCUCACUGGAAGCGUAACACAAGCACGCCUCCGGUGCCCAUCCAGCCACUUGGGGGAAGCUUGGAGGACGAGAGGGAGAUGAACGUGGAUGACGAGGUUGCAGGAACGGGAACUGGGACAGGAGAUUUAUUCCAGGAGAUCUCCCGCUGGGUGGAGAGCACCCAGUCCCAUCUGGACUCCCCCAGUCCAACUCCAUCUCUGGAGCCGCACCCCUGCUUCACCUCCUCCCCGCCUCUCCCGCUGUCCCCUACGGACCUCCCGACUCCCGUCUUCCACUACCCGGACGUGGAGCCGCAUCACUUAACCGACGAGGACAGAAUCAGCCCCUUUCCGCCCAUCACCCCUCCAUCUCUUUGCUCCCUCAUUCCAUCCACUCCCGUCUCUCCUCUUCUUCCUCCCCCACAUCUCUCCACUACCAGCGCCUCAAAAUCAUCGGACGUCCACUGCGACGAGUUGCUUCCCAUCAAGCAGAAAGAACGCCUCUUCGACUUGGAUGCCUUCAUCUCCCGAGCAUUGAGGCUGUGUCGACAGAAUAAGGAAAAAAGUGAUGGGAAAGGGCGGCGGGAGGAGAGCAAACAAGUGAACAUCAAUUGCAGAUUGUCCAGACCUCCCGAGCACAGGACACCGCCACCCCCGCGGACUUAAAACCACUCCAGGAUUUUACACCGCAAAAGUUUUUUUUAAAUCUUACUUUUAACUCUCUUUUCUAGUAUUACAAUGUUCCUGCGCACGUCACCACAAAGCUCCCGCUAAAUUGUGUUUUUUAUGAAAUUGUCAUGGCCUGAAGUAUACAGUGGUACUUUGACUUACCAGUUGGCUCUCGAGGAACCAGAAUUCCCUACGCCUGCUUGAUAUGGAAAGGCAUAGCUCAGCUCAAGGUGUUGCUUAAGGGAACUCGACAGAAAUGUAUUUGACAUGUUUUUGAUUGGGGGCAGCAUGGUGAUUAGUCCUCAGCAGCACGUCUGCCUUACGAUCUCAGCUUCUGGGUUUGAAUCUUGGCUCUGGCCCAUCUGUGUGGAGUUAGUUUGACCUCUUUAGUUCUAUCUUGUAUUCGCCACAGUAACAUUUCAGUUAAUUAGGCAACGUUGUGGAAUGGUGCUUAGCAUGUCUGCCUCACAGCUGAGAGAUUUGGGGGUUUGACUCUUGCAUCGUCACCCUAAUAUGCGGGAACUUAAAACACCCGACAACCACACAAAAUAACUUCUGUUUUGUUCAUGUUUUCAUAUUUUAUGUCUUCCACACACAGGAAGGUCCUCUGAAUGUAUUCAACGAGGAAUACCGUAGGACUAGAAAAAUGACGCUCAGUUGUAUAAAAUGUCCAACUCCUCACAUGUUCAUUAUUUAUGGGACAUUUUUGGGUGCUGUGUGGUCUUUACAGAUUUUCAGACUGGUUUGACUUGAUUUUGGUUUUGAUGUGCAAUGCAUUUUUUGAAUGCAAAUAUUUAUCUAUUUUGCAAUAGAGAGCACAAAAUAAACUUUAACGUUAACCCCCCCCGCCCCCAAAGUCUAAUACAAGCAUCAUUGUAGUAUGAACCAAAUUUAUGGGUUGCCUACGCUUGCAAUUGUAAAAGACAGUAUGUUCCGAUAAGGUUAUUAAUCACAUGUGCCUAACCCCGCAAAAUGAGCUGCAUUCAAUGUCGCUUUAGCUUUUUUACAAGGAUGCAAUAAGGCUAUUAUUAUAAAAUGGGUCCACAGAACACACACAUUCAAUGGAAAAUGGGAUAAAGAGGGAACAUUUGCAAAGCAAAACAAAAACAAACUCAACUUCUAUUCACAGUAGCACAUUUAGGAAUGUUUUUCUUCUACUGUCUGUUGCAGCGGUGUUUCAUAUACAGUAAGGUGAUGCAAAACCAACUAAUUUCAAUGAUAAUUCCAAUUCAAUAAGCACAUUUCUUUCUUUUUUUCAGUACACUUUCCACGAAACCAGCAAUAACUUUUCUCACGCAAAUUAAACACGGUUACUGAGCUAAUUUUCUAUUGAAUGAAUGUACAUGCCUCUGUACACCUCAAUGCUUCCCAGCUUACUGAAUGUAAAAACACCCUCCAAAUCGGAAUCUGCAUGCUUUGCGAGUAAUGUAAAUAUAGCCACAUACUUAACGUGUCUUUCCCCGCAGGCUUUUUCUACUCCAUUUUGGUAACGAGAGCGGUUUGAAUGUUAAGUAAUGAUUGUUUUUUUCACCUUUUGGGGGGGAACAUAAUAAAAUAAAUCCAAAAUGGUU